UACCCAUGUGAGGCACCAAUAACACUGGGGGGUAUUCUGUCACAGCCCCCUCUGCAAUGCUGCCACACGGGCAGCUCCAAAAUCUAACAAUUCAAGCGUGAUUCUCUUUUUAUUUUUAUUUUGGAGAAGUUCAACCUGUAUAUUACACACAUCAGGAAAGAAGAUUUUGGUCGCCGAGUGGAAAUGGAAUAAUUGACUUUGCCACGUAAUAACUGGAUGCUGAUUGGACUCCAACUGAAGCUGUGAUUUUCCGUUCACUUUUGCACGAGGAGGCUUUGCUCCAAACAUAAAGGAUUACAGCUGAAAUUGUCACUAUAAUACCAUGGCUGAAGGAGCUGCCUCCUCCUCCUCCACAGCCAGUGGGUCCAGUGGAGCAGCUCCACCACAGACGAGCUCCGUCAAGUCCAAAGGUCUGGGCCUCCUCGGGAAGCUGAAAGUGUCCGCGGAGCUGCUGGUGGCUCUGGCUGCUCUCCUGUCCUGGGUGGUGGUUGGAGUGGUGAUGUUUGACUUUGUGGAGCACAAGGCGAUCCCUGACAUUCAGCAAAUCGUUUCGGACCCCCUGCAAGCUGUGAACGACGCUGUCGAGGAAGUCUCCAGUCUGCUCAAUAAGUUUCAAGAAUGUGCGCCUGAUUUAAGUGACCCCAUGUCCGCUGCCACCUACGCAGCUGAAGAAAUAUCUGAUGCAAAAGAUGGAUUUGUUCGCUACUUUUCCGAUGAGGAAGGGAACUUCUACCUCAGCUACGUUGACCCUGUGAUCAUCGGCAGACUAGCUUUCCAUUCAACCAAUGACUUCAUGCGUGGAGUCGUGGACACCUUCAAGGACACAUUGUGCGCCAUUGUAGACACCGCAUCAAAUACUAUAUCGGGUAUUAAUAAAGGAGAAGUUGACCUUAGCUGCGUUGACCCUGUGGUCGUAGGCAGAGGUGUCUUCAAUGUUACUAAUGGGUUUGUGUGUGGAGUGGGGGGCUACAUCCGGGAUGUGCUGUGUACCCUUCUGGACACAAUUCUGGAUGUAGUGAAAGGAACCGUGGACACUCCCUCGAUGGACCCGGUUGUAGUUGGCAGGAAUGUCUUCAGUGUUACAAAUGACACCGUGAGUAGAAUAGUGGGCUACAUCCAGGACAUACUCUGUGCCAUCGUAGACAGUGUGCUGGAUAUAACAAAAGGAACCACCGACAUAAGCUUCAUGGACCCUGUGGUUGUUGGCAGAAAUAUCUUCAGUGUUUCUAAUGACGUUCUGAGUGGAAUAACGGGCUACGUCCAGGAUGUGCUCUGUGCCGUCCUUGACGUGAUACUGGACACAGUAAAAGAUCUCCAGCAUGCUGUGGGAUUCAGCCCAAUGUCAGCUCUAAAGAGGACAGCAGAAAUCACCACAGAGCAGAUAAACAGCCUUGUGAGCUACGUCUCCACGCUGAUCGGUCAACAAGGCAUCAUGCCGGAAGUUUCCAUUGAUCCCAUGAAAGUGGUUGAAGAUGCAUUGUUGGAUGCCUCGGACAAGAAAGAUUUGUUCGUGGCUUACAUGUCGAGCAUGCUUGUUGCUGAUCGAGGUGAACCCGUCAAUGUAGUAUCUGAAAAAGAUGAAGCUGUAUCUCGCCCAUCUGAUGUGAAAAUGUUAAGACGAAAAGGGGUAUUUCUGCCAUCUUUUGAAAAAGUUACAGAGAUCAUGCAAGCUGCCAAAGAUGCUGCUGCUGCUGAAGCCCGAGACUCAAAGAUUCAGGAGGAGUAUGCAGACGUUUCCACUGAAGUUACUCGUGAAGUAGACGUGGAGGAGGAGGAUGUGAAACAUAUCAACCUUGAAGAAACAGGACAUGAACCACCAGCCAUCAAUGAAGGAGACGAGGUGGACAGAGAGGAGGAGGAACAUGAGGAGAUUCAAACAGAGGACGAUGCGGUUUAUGAGGAAGAGACAGAGGAGGAAGAGGAGGAAGGUGCUGGUACAGAAGAGGAGGAUGCCUUAAAAGCAGUGAAUGCUGAAGGAGAAGAAGGUGGAGAUAUUAUUAAAAAAGCUAUUGAAGAAGAACAAGUAGAGGAACCAAGUGAGGAGCAGGAAGCGGAGACCAAAGCUGAAGAUGUUUUGGGAAAAGGGGAGAAAGAAACACAUACAGAAGAGGAUGCAUUAAAAGAAGAGGAAACCAAAAUGGAAGAUUUGGUAGUGGAGGUGGAGGAAGAGACCCGAUCUGAAGACAUUUUGGUAAAAACGAGGGGGGAGGACAAAGUGGAGGACGAGAAGAAAAAAUCUGAAGAUGUUUUCGUAGACAAUGGUGAAGAAGAAGAUGACAUAAAAACUGAAGUGGAAGUUGAGGAGAUGGAGGAUACUUACAUUGAAGAACACGCCAUAGAAGAGGAGGAGGAGACAAAAACAGGACUUGUGGUAGAGGAGGAAAAACAGGAGGAGGAGGAGGACGUGGUGGUGUUGGUGGUGCAGGAGGAAGAGAUUGAGGACAAGGAGGAACAAAAAGAGAUUUUAGUAUUAGAUGGUGAGGAAGAAGAGGACAGUAAAAUUGAAGUGGAAAUGGAGGAACAUGCAGGAGAGGAUGAGGAGGAGACAAAUAUAGAACUUGUGGCAGAAUUAGAGGAGGAGGAGGAGGAAGAGAAGGAGACAAAAACUAAAGAUGCAGUUGAAUAUCUGGAAGAUAACGAGCAUUUAGAAGAGGAGGAAGCAGAAGAUCUGUUCAAAGUGGAGACGGUGGAAGUGGACGAAGGAGAUGAAGAACGUCUUACCCAACGUCUUGAUUUUGAAAUGAUAUCAUCUAAAAGGCUAAAUAAUACAGGUGUCAUACCUGAAUCCAACAACGUUAAAGAAGAGGAAACAACAGUUCACCACCGAGACGAAAACUCCGACAUCAUCAACGAACGUGAUGAAAACAGUGACGAGAUUGAAAGCAUGAGAUCUGGACUUAAACAAAAAAGGAAGGUUCAUCUUCGCUUUGAGAGACUGAGAAGAGUCGGAUCCAGAGCUGCUCACAAAGAGGAACACCUUGACAAACAUGGGAAAGUUCUCAAAGAGGCAAAGGAAAGACUUGCAAAAAAAGAAGUUAAAGACGCUUUUGUCAAAGACCUCGAGGAGGAGAAAAAAGAGGGAGCCAAACUUGAGGAAAUCAUUGAGAUAAAACUGAAAGAAGAAAAACUUAAGGAAGAGGCCAAACCACUGAAGCUAAAAAAUACUGAAGAAGAGACUAAAAAGGAAGAACUUAAUAAACCACCCAAAGAAGAGAAAAAAGUGAAGAAGCACAAAGAAGAUAAAGAAACAAAACAAGUGACAGAACCUACUCAAGUAAAAACAGAAGCAAAGAAACCACUAAGAAGUAAAGAAGUUAUGAAAGCAUCUGAAACAGAAAAGGGUCACAAGAAACCAUCUAAAGAAGACAAAGUAGUCAAGAAACCAUCUCGACAAGAGAAAGAGAUUCAGAAAGUGACUGAUGCAGAGAAAGAGAUAAAGAAAUUAUCAAAAGUCCAAAAAAUACCUCAAAAAGAAAGAGAGGUCAAGAAACAAUAUAAAAAAGAAAGGGAUGUCAAAAAAGAAGUAAGGAAACAAAUUCAAGAAGAGGAAGCGGUAAAGAAAUCAUGUCACGAAGUGAAAGAAGUCCAGAACGUAACUCAAGCAGAAAAAGAAGUGAAGAAACCACCUGUAGAGGAGAAAGAGAUCCAGGAACCAUCUGAAGAACAGACAGAGUUCAGGAAACCCACUGGACAAGAGAAACAAUACAAGAAACAAGUUGGUAAACCACGUAAAAAGGAGAAAGACGUCACAAAACCAUUUGAGGAAGAGAGAGAAGUGAAGAGAUUAUCAAUUAAACAUAAAAAAGUCGAGAAACCAUCUCAAGACAAAAAAGAAGUCCGAAAAUCCGUUGGACAAGAGAAACAAGUCAGGAAAACAAUUCCAGAAAAGAAAGAGGUAAAUAAAUCAUCUGAAGGAGAGAAGGAACUUCAAAAACCAACUCAUGCAGAGAAAAAAGACAAGAAACCAUCUAAAGAACAGAAAGAAGUCAAGAAACAUUCUGUAGAGGAGAAAGUGGAAAAGAAACCACCAAUUAAAGAGAAAGAUGUCAAGAAACCAACUUCAGAAACAAAAGAGGUCAAGAAACCAUCAGAAGAUAAGAGAGACUUCAAGAAAACACUUGAAGAACAGAAAGAAGUCAGAGUUCAACUAAACAAUGGGACAAAGGUAACAAGACGACUUCAAGAAGUCAAGACACCACCCAAAGAGGAGAAAGAAGUCAAGACUCCAUCCAAAGAAAAGAAAGAAGUCAAGAUACAACCCAAAGAACAGAAAGAAGUCAAAACAGCACCCAAAGAGCAGAAAGAAGGUAAGACACCACCCAAAGAAAAGAAAGAAGUCAAGACACCACCUAAAGAGCAGAAAGAAGGUAAGACUCAAUCCAAAGAGGAUAAAGAAGUCAAGACACCACCCAAAGAAAAGAAAGAAGUCAAGACACCACCCAGAGAGCAGAAAGAAGACAAGACACCAUCCAAACAGGAGAAAGAAGUCAAGACACCACCCAAAGAAAAGAAAGAAGUCAAGACACCACCCAAAGAAAAGAAAGAAGUCAAGACAGCACCCAAAGAAAAGAAAGAAGGUAAGACUCAAUCCAAAGAGGAUAAAGAAGUCAAGACAGCACCCAAAGAAAAGAAAGAAGUCAAGACACCACCCAGAGAGCAGAAAGAAGGUGAGACUGCAUCCAAAGAGGAGAAAGAAGUCAAGACUCCACCCAAAGAAAAGAAAGAGGUCAAAACUCCACCCAAAGAGGAGAAAGAAGUCAAGACUCCAUCCAAAGAAGAGAAAGAAGUCAAGACACCACCCAAAAAGCAGAAAGAAGUCAAGACACCACCCAAAGGAGAAAAAGAAGUCAAGACUCCAUCCAAAGAAAAGAAAGAAGUCAAAACACCACCCAAAGAAGAGAAAGAAGUCAAGACUCCACCCAAAGAAAAGAAAGAAGUCAAGACAUCACCCAAAGAGGAAAAAGAAGGUAAGACUCCAUCCAAAGAGGAGAAAGAAGUCAAGACUCCAACCAAAGAGGAGAAAGAAGUCAAGACACCACCCAAGGAAGAAAAAGAAGUCAAGACACCACCCAAAGGGGUGAAAGAAAGCAAGACUCCAUCCAAAGAAAAGAAAGAAGUCAAAACACCACCCAAAGAGGAGAAAGAAGUCAAGACACCACCCAAAGAGGAGAAAGAAGUCAAGACACCACCCAAAGAAGAAAAAGAAGUCAAGACACCACCCAAAGGGGUGAAAGAAGGCAAGACUCCACCCAAAGAGCAGAAAGAAGUCAAGACACCACCCAAAGAAGAAAAAGAAGUCAAGACACCACCCAAAGAAAAGAAAGAAGUCAAAACACCACCCAAAGAAGAGAAAGAAGUCAAGACUCCACCCAAAGAACAGAAAGAAGUCAAGACAUCACCCAAAGAGGAAAAAGAAGGUAAGACUCCAUCCAAAGAGGAGAAAGAAGUCAAGACUCCAACCAAAGAGGAGAAAGAAGUCAAGACACCACCCAAAGAGGAGAAAGAAGUCAAGACACCACCCAAAGAAGAAAAAGAAGUCAAGACACCACCCAAAGAGGAGAAAGAAGUCAAGACACCACCCAAAGAAGAGAAGGAAGUCAAGACACCACCCAAAGAAAAGAAAGAAGUCAAAACACCACCCAAAGAAGAAAAAGAAGUCAAGACACCACCCAAAGGGGUGAAAGAAGGCAAGACUCCACCCAAAGAGGAGAAAGAAGUCAAGACUCCAACCAAAGAGGAGAAAGAAGUCAAGACUCCAACCAAAGAGGAGAAAGAAGUCAAGACACCACCCAAAGAAAAGAAAGAAGUCAAGACACCACCCAAAGAGGAGAAAGAAGUAAAGACUCCAUCCAAAGAGGAGAAAGAAGUCAAGACACCACCCAAAGAAAAGAAAGAAGUCAAGACACCAACCAAAGAGGAGAAAGAAGUCAAGACACCACCCAAAGAGGAGAAAGAAGUCAAGACACCACCGAAAGAAAGGAAAGAAGUCAAGACUCCAUCCAAAGAGGAGAAAGAAGUCAAGACACCACCCAAAGAAAAGAGACAAGUCAAGACACCACCCAAAGAAGAAAAAGAAGUCAAGACACCACCUAAAGAAAAGAAAGAAGUCAAGACUCCAUCCCCAGAGGAGAAAGAAGUCAAGACACCAACCAAAGAGGAGAAAGAGGUCAAGACACCACCUAAAGAAAAGAAAGACUUCAAGACUCCAUCCAAAGAGGAGAAAGAAGUCAAGACACCACCCAAAGAAAAGAGACAAGUCAAGACACCACCCAAAGAAGAAAAAGAAGUCAAGACACCACCUAAAGAAAAGAAAGAAGUCAAGACUCCAUCUCCAGAGGAGAAAGAAGUCAAGACACCACCCAAAGAAAAGAAAGAAGUCAAGACACCACCCAAAGAGGAGAAAGAAGUCAAGACACCACCUAAAGAAAAGAAAGAAGUCAAGACUCCAUCCAAAGAGGAGAAAGAAGUCAAGACACCACCCAAAGAAAAGAGACAAGUCAAGACACCACCCAAAGAAGAAAAAGAAGUCAAGACUCCAUCCAGACAAAAGAUAGAAGCCAAGACACCACCUAAGGAGGAAAAAGACAUCAAGACACCAUCCAAAAAAGAGAAAACAGUCCAGACAUCUACGGAGAAGAAGGAGGUGAAAAAAUCUUCUAGAGAAGUGAAAGAAGUCAGGACUCCAUCCAGAGAAAAGGCAGGUGAGACACAAUUUACAGAAAUGAAAGAAGUCAAGAAACAGUCCAAAGAGGACGAGAAGGUGAAUAAACCAUUUGAAGAAGUGAAAGAGGUCAAUAAACCAUUUAACACAAAAGAAGGAGUCAAGAUACUAUCAAUGCAACGAAAAGGAUUAAAGAAAACACCAAAAGAAGAUAAAGAAGCAGAGAAACCAUUGAAAGUACAUCGAAAUGUAUAUAAACCCUCAAGCGCAGAGAGGGAAGUCAAUACAUCUUUUUUAGAAGAAAGAGAAAAUAAUAAACCAACUAAAAAAGAAGCCAAGACACAACUUAAGGAAGAUAAAGAAGUACAAAAAACAUCUCAAGAACAAAUAAAGGCGAUUAAACCUCUCAAAGAAAAGAAAGAAGAGAUAAAACCUCUCAAAGAAGAAAAAGUUGAAAUCAAGUCUCACAAAGAUGAAAAUAAAUCACUCAAAGAGGGGCUACAAUUGAAACUGAAAAAAACUCAAGAUCAAAUAAUAGAGAAAGUAAUGAAACCCAAUGAACUGAAGGAACCAAGGGAGCCUUCCAAGGAAAAGAAAGAAUUGAAUAAACAUUCAAAGGAGAAGGAAGAAAAUGAGCCACCAAAGGAGGAUAAAAAAAUAAUGAGACCUACAAAAGAAAAAGAGAAAAAAGACCAAGAGAAACCCUCCAAAGACCAGAAAGACGUGAUGCCCAAAGAGCAAAAGGAAUCAAAGAAAAUAUCUAUUGAAAACGUAGAACAAACAAAACCCUCCAAUGAGAAAAAUAUUAAAAAGACCCAUAAAGACAAAGAACCUGUCCAGACUGGUGAUACUACCAAAGACGCUGCAACCAAAAAGGCUGCGAGGAGGAUUAAAGUAGUCAAGGAAGAGGUUCUGGAGAAGGAACACCUUAAUGUCACAAAAGCAGGCGUUCGACCCAAAAAGCUUUCAAGGAGGAUUAAAGUAGUCUUGAAAGAGGUUGCAUCUGUUCUGAAGAAGGAACACCGUAAUGUCACAAAAGAAGUUGAUGGACCCAAGAGGGCAGUCAAGGUCCUGAAAGCUCCAAAAAAGCAGACAGUUCUUAUCCCGAAAAAGGACCACAAGAUUGUUACAAAGACAGCUGAUGAACCCGAGGGGGCAGUGGAUGGCUUAAGAACUGCAAAGAAGCAGUCAGUUCCUAAACUGAAAAAGGAGCACAUGGAUGUCACAAAGACAAAGGUUCCUGAAGCUCCUAAAGUGAAAGCCAAACAAGAAUCUGCAAAGAAAGGGGCAGCUCAUAAAGAGCCCGUAAAGGAACCAAAGGAAAACAUCAAACCUACGCGUGUAAAACAAGAUGAUGAACCUAAGAAGGCUGCACAGAGGAUUAAAGUACUUCUCAAUGUUACAAAACCAGCAAUAAUAGAGAUUCCUAAACAUUCUGACUUGAAGGCCAAACCAGAACCCACGAAGAAAGACGUUUCAAAGGACAAAGCGAAAGCAGCUCCUGCUAAGAAAGAAGCUGUUGCUCUAAAAGAAAAGGCCAAAGCAGUUGACAUGAAAAGAGAACGAGAAGUCGCUCCCAGAAAUGCGUCUCUGGUCAAACUCACAGUCAAAAUAGUGCCUGUGAAAAAAGAGGUCAAAGUGCCAAAAAAGGAAGUCAAAGCAGUUUCUGCAAAAAAAGUGUCUAUAACUCAAAAACAGAAAGUCAAACCAGCACAAACAAAAAAAGAAGCUGAGGUUCUCGGGGAGAAGAAGGCCGAGCCACUGACUCCCACCAAAGAAGCUGCUCUAAAAGAAAAAAGAAAGACUAAAACCUCACAGAAAGAACCUGAGACCAAGCUCCUUCUCGCCAGAAAAGCAAUAAAGUUAUCAAAGGAGACGCCUAAGCCACCUCGUGGAAAGAAAGCUCCUUCUAAAACUGAGGAUGACACCAAGGAGGGAGAUGUCAAAUCCCUCCUCAGGACGAAAGAUGACAUCAACAGAAAUUACAUUCUUAUCUACUCAGAGCCUUCAAUACCAAAGGACAUGGCCAAACAAAAAGAAGUAUUGAAGAAAAAGUCCAAAGCAGCCAACGUGAAGAAAGAACUGGAGACUCCUAAAGGAAAGGACAAACUGGCUGCAGUGAAGAAAGAAAAAAACUUUGAGAAGAGGACAAGCAAAGAGGAGAAAGCUCAAGCUGAUAGAGUUCUUAAAGAGAUACAGGAGCCACCAAAGAAAGAAAGAUCUACCGAGAAGAAAGCUGCCAUGGAGGGGGAAAUAAAAGCUGAGCAUUCAGUAUCAGACAGCUUCCAGAUUCAAGAAGAGAUGCCCUACUUCCAGUGUUUCUUUUUGGACGAGGACGAGGCCCAAUUUCCUUUCCACGCCUUCUCGCCGAUGCAUAUUUGAAGCUUCAGUCUGAAUCCAGUCUGAGGUUUAGAAUUUUGACAAUUUUACUGAUAAUGACAAGGUCACACCCUGCGCUGCUGAGAGCAGCCCUGCUGUUGGUUCUCAUGAGAAAACCCUGAACAGCAAAGGAUGAUGGGGGAUUUAAUGUGACGGUCCGAUUUUCUUUCACUUCCAGAUUUGGUUGAGCUCUCGUACCGAAUACAUGAAGCCAGUGUCAUUCCUUUCCAUUUUGUUAUUUAUUUUGUGUGUUCAAUGGUUUUAAAAGUUGGAUAUCUUGAGAAUGAUGGAACUAUAUAGAGUAUUACCUCGGAGGAUCAUGCAUUUAGAUCCUCACAGCAAAUGCAGUUUUUUAAAGAAGGAACAUAGGGCUUUAAACAAGGUACAAAAUGGCCACAAUUGUGGAUUCAAGGUGGACAGAGCGCUGAUUCCCCGCAUUUACUUGAAAAGUGGUCUGUACAGUAACAUUUUUAUGCACCAUGUGUAAUUUCAACUUUUUCCUUCAUUGCAUUAUAUAUGGGUAGAUUUUUAGUGUGUAUUUGAAAGCUUUUAAAGCCCUGGAACCAAUUGGGCAUUUAUAGGGUUUGUUGAUUAUUCCAUUAUUCUUAUAUAUAUAUAUUUUCAUUAAUUUCAAGGAAAUCUUGUUUUUACACAUGUUUCUCUGUCAAGACAGAUGUCUUGUUUCUGUUCUUGACUACUGUCUGUAAUGUGUCUAAAGGAAUGACCACGCACUGUAUAUGAGAGCUCCCAAACAUACUGAUGAAACACUACCUAUAAAGUCUUAUUUAACUGUGGACAUGUGCACACGCUCCUGAUUCGGACAUUGGCGCAUUGCAUCGCCUGUACCUGUCAGAAUGAAUGAAGACAUGUCGGAAAAGGAUUUUCCCAACUGCUCACUCGGUUCCAAUUCUUUGACUUCAGGCAUUUGAAUUUGAUCAAACUUGUUGAAGUCAAUUAGAGAGCAAGUAAAGAAUAGUCUCGCACUGUUGCACUGGUCACUUGAAAGACCAGAAAUGUGCGCAAAUAUGUAAAUAGCCUACAUGUUAUAUUGCAGCAACCUUUUGAACAGGUUUCUAACAUAUAACAUUUUAUUAAUGCAUAUCUUUGAUUACAUACAAAGGAUUUGUAUUACCUUACAAACAACAUACAAACAAAUAUCCUGUUCUGUACAGAGUGGGUGACAUGAUUUCAGAUCGAUUUUGAAUACAUUUACUGGUGAAAAAUUGAAUCCAAGUUAUAUAUUUGAAAUCUCUGAGUAAUCGUAUGAAAGAUGAUGACAAGAGCUGCAAUAAUCAGCUCUUUACAGGUUUUGAAAACUUGAACGUUGUUACUGUGGUUAUGUUGACACCAAAGUGAAACAUUGAGAUGUAUCAUUUACACAUGUGAAUAUAUCUGCACAUCAUGUGAUCACACUCUACAUGGAUGCAGAUGGCGUCACAUGUUUGGGCCGAUGAUCUCAGAUGUAAACUUCUACGUCGAAUCUCAGCUUGUACAAGCUGUUGUUUACAUAUGCCUCUUUAAAUUCUGCUCCAUAUGCCGCAUGGAAGACAGUUCAUGGAGCUUGUGGCCCAAGUCCACUCAAAAGGAAAUCUCCUCAUCUGCUUCAUUAGAAUAAUAGUACAUGCGUUGAUGGUGCAUAGGUCCUUCUUCCCGAAAUCGCAAUGUGCUGUCUUUGCAUAUGUAUUUUGAGAUCAAGAAUUUGAGCAAAAGAUAUUGUUGCUAGUGUGACAAAUGGCGUUUUGAUUUGAGGGGACAAUAGAUGAAUAUUGUUUGUAUGGUUUUAAUUUAAUGACCUAAAAAGGACUUGUUAGGAUGUGCAAUAAAUAAUUAUUUUCUCAAUUCUGAUUGAUCAAUGUACAUUUAUCUUAUAGUCCUCGAAUGUAAUGUGCAUGAAAUGUGAUUGUUUGUGUUUUAUGCUCACAAAUGUUUUUGUGACGUUUUUUUCCUCCUUUGAGAAUAGCAACACAUUGGAAUUUAUCGAGUCCCCUUUGAAAUAAUCUUGUUGUAAAUAGUUAAAUAAGUGGCAAGAUUGUUCGCCUUAUCCCCUUAACCAUCACUUCUGCAACUCCUAUUUUACCGUAACCAAAUGAAUUUGUCUAUGUGAAGAGUAGCAAUGUGACAUUAAAACAUGUACAAGUG
Messenger RNA from Pungitius pungitius (ninespine stickleback), 11179 nucleotides. RefSeq names its product titin. The record is from RefSeq and is a predicted model, not a curated record. Gene Ontology annotation, cellular component: sarcoplasmic reticulum; membrane. The coding region runs from base 323 to 9043 and encodes 2906 amino acids. Lineage: Eukaryota; Metazoa; Chordata; Actinopteri; Perciformes; Gasterosteidae. The transcript is spliced from 44 exons. Gene Ontology annotation, molecular function: signaling receptor binding.